This is a messenger RNA of Triticum turgidum subsp. durum (durum wheat), 441 nucleotides long. NCBI's taxonomy places the organism in Eukaryota, Viridiplantae, Streptophyta, Magnoliopsida, Poales, Poaceae. The record is from the annotation of a GenBank genome assembly.
AUGCUCUCCCUGUCGAGGACGCUCGCGAGGCGGCUCUUCUCCACCGCCGCCGCGCCCGAGGGCGCCGCCGCCGCCGCCGCCUCGACGCCGCUGGCGAGGAAGGCGCAGAACCCCCUCGAGGAGUUCUUCGAGGUCGAGCGGAGCACCCAGGACGACCAGCCCGCGCCCCACUACGGUCGUGGCUGGAAGGCUUCUGAACUGCGCCUCAAGUCUUGGGAUGACCUUCAUAAGCUGUGGUAUGUCCUUCUAAAGGAAAAGAACAUGCUCAUGUCUCAACGCCAGAUGCUGGCUUCAGAGAGCAUGCGUUUCCCAAAUCCGGAGCGCAUUUCCAAGGUGAGGAGAUCGAUGUGCCGGAUCAAGCACGUGCUGACGGAGCGGGCCAUUGCGGACCCUGACCCGAGGAGGACCGCGGAGAUGAAGCGGAUGAUCAACGCCAUGUGA